This is a messenger RNA of Xenopus laevis (African clawed frog), 7420 nucleotides long. RefSeq lists its product as uncharacterized. NCBI's taxonomy places the organism in Eukaryota, Metazoa, Chordata, Amphibia, Anura, Pipidae. Bases 3174 to 5144 code for a protein of 656 amino acids. The record is from RefSeq and is a predicted model, not a curated record. The transcript is spliced from 5 exons.
ACUAAACACAGGACACCAGUACAGCUUUUUCAAUGCUGGGAAUCGAUCACCAUCUGUAAUUGUAGCUAAGGUUGUUUGAGAUAGUAGUCAUAUAUAUAAAUGGCAGUUGGGGAAUGGAUACAGUACAUAUACAGUAACAGGAAGACAUUACACUUGUGAUGGAGUCUAGAAAAGAAGUUUACGAUAUGUCAAAGACUCGCACAGUUCAGAAAUUGGAUCAUAAUCGAGGUGAUCAGCUCAUUGGUGAUGUACAGCUAUACACAACAGAAAGCAGCUGUAAAAACGUGUUUCGUGUAACGGCUGAUGUGCAUAACUCUUUUGAUUCGUUGAUCAAUGAUAACACGACUUUAGAAGCUAGUAAAUGUACCAAGCCAGCAUUUGUUUCAAAGUUAUCAUUAACAAAAAGGCGUGCUGCAAAAUUACAGGAUUCAAAAAACAACAGUACCAUUCAAGUAACCACAACUAGUUCAGCCGAUGUUAGCACCUAUGUUGAAAGAACUAAAGUACUACAACACAACUCCUAGAUCCUCAAGACACUGCAUAAUUUCAGUCACCCACUCAGCAGCCAGCUGAACAUAUUGAUGAAAUCGAGAUACUGUCUCCGUUAAAUGUAGAUCCUACGAAUCAGUGCAACAGAAUAACUCCUCUGAAUAUCGAUGAUUCUGUAUCUGGUGAGUCAGCAAACAUAAAACCAACACAUCAGUGUCCUGUGCAACAAAGUAAUAACAGUUUUCCUAGAGUAAAACGGCCUUUAGUGCGUAAAACAUUGAAAGUCUGGUCUAAAAAACACAAAUCGGCUAGUGUUGUAACACCUACUAUAGACUCUAGGGACUCAAUAACAACCAAAUCAUCUAACAGUCAUAAAUAUGAUAACAGAUCGGAUAACUGGUACACAUGGUAUACAUGUGAAACUGAUUUCUGGUAUAAACUAAGAGAAGAAGUACAGACUGCUAUAACAGAAAUUUCUAUUUUAUUGGGGUUAUCAUGUAAAGAUGAAAUAUUAACCAAAGGCAUCCCACUUAGCAAUAAACUUUAUAUUACAAACAAAAUAUUUGGUCGCGGUCUGCAACUGCUUCCUCAUGACACUGUUUCAAAUUUAGAUCUUAGUACCAGUGCAUGUAACCCUGUGCCCACUGAUCAUGCUAGAGAUUUACUACUGUGGCUUUUAAAACAGUGUAGAUUCUGGUAUGAUUUAAGAUCUGUUACCGAUACUGUGUUGGAUGAAUUUCAACGUUUAGUGACACUGACUGAUGAAAAAAUGAAGGCUACUGUGGCUUUAGGUCUUAAAAACAUUUAUACCGCAUCAAGCAAGUUUUUCCGUAGAGGUCUGAGACUUAUGACUGGUCAGGGUUUAAAAAAUAAACGAUUCAGUAGAUCACAUCUUAGACCCAAUGUAAAUCAGCGGACUAAGGCUGUAAAAAAAGCUAUAAAGAUUUUAUCAUCAAAAAAGCACGCAAUGCAGACUAAAAAACCGCGUUGCGUAGCUCAUCAGAGUGUUACAGGCUAUACAAUAACCACUGCUACACCCUGUAUUGAUACGGACAUGCCAAUCCCUAUUGAGACAUCGAAAUUAUUGCCGAUGAAAUACCCCAGUCAUAUUUGUCCACCUCACAUACUGUACACCAAAACACUAACCAUAACUCAAAUAAUGAAAGACCUGUACAGGCUGAAACGUCAAACAACCAUAAUGACGGUACAGAACACGAAUUUUUGGAGCGUAUAAAUCAGUAUCGUAAGCAACAUCCUAAAUUUAAUUCCACUGAAUAUUAUAACCACUUUAGAUUUGUAAAUAUAGAUAAAGUAUCAUCAUUUAAGGAUGCUGUUCAGUCUGUACAGGGGGCUAUCCAAGGUUUAUUAAACGAAAUGAUGCCUGACAUAGGUCAUAAUGAUUUGGUUCAGUUACGAUUGGAUGGUGACGGCCUCAACAAACCACUGUAUUCAAUCAAAAGAUCUAAGGCCAGCUUAAAUGCUGAGUCCUUUUUAAAUGAUAUAGCAAAUUUGUUGCAGAGUAAUGCUGAUCUUAUUGGGAAUGGAUCUUUAAGACUUGUUGUAACUGUAGUGAAAAACAGAGUAGGGGGUGUAUUAGCUAGAAGGCGCAUUAGGUCGACACCCUAUAGUCGUAUUAUAGCCACGAAACGGCGUUGGUUAUUUGAUUUAAAUAAUGAUGACAACAAUUUAUGCCUAGCUGGUAGUAUCUGUGCUGUUUUAGCAGAGCAAGACACACCCGAUAGUGUAAUGCUGGAAAAGGCCCAUGAUAUACAUAAAUCAUUGGGUAUCCCUGAUGAUCACUUAGUAAGUUUUAGUGAUAUACCCGCUUUUGAGAAACACCUUAACAUUACUAUUAAGGUGUAUUACCACAAUCAAGGUUCAUGGCAUGUUUUCCAGACCCCUGAACCUUGUAAAGAAAAGGUCGUAUUUAUAUAUCAUGAAGGCCAGCAUUAUUAUGGUAUCAAAAAAAUUAAUUCUUUUCUAGGAUACCCAUACUUCUGUGUUUACUGUCACACCCCGUUUACCCACAAAAAUGAACAUACCUGCCGUUAUUUUUGUAGAGCGUGUCUCAGGCAUGAAUGUGGUGAGACAACUUCUGAAAUUUCUAGAUGCCCCAGCUGUCGUGUUUUUUGUCGCUCUAAUGAGUGUUUAAACCAUCACAAGAUGCUUGCUCGAUCGGGCAAAUUACAGUGUUGAUCUAAAAUUUAUUGUGAUUCAUGUGGGCGUUUAGUUGUUGCCGCCAACCACACUAAAUGUGAUGGUCUCAAAUGUCGGAUAUGUAAUGAGAACAUUGAAACUUAUGAUGGCCAUAUUUGCUAUCUGAGACGUAUCAAACCUGAGAAUGAUCCUUCUGAUAAAUAUAUAUUUUAUGAUUUUGAGUGUAUUCAAGAGACGGGCGCGCACAUCCCAAAUUAUAUAUAUGCCUUAACAUUGAACGGUGAAGAACAUUGGGAAUUUCAGGGUUCUAAUUGUCUAAAUGAUUUUGUCAUUACGUUCAUGGAAAAAAAUUUAGCGGCUACACAUUCAUAGCCCAUAAUGGCGGUCGUUAUGACUCAUACUUUGUGGUUAAACAAUUGCUAAAAGAGUGUAUUCAAAUAGAACUAUUAUCUCAGGGUGGUAAAUUAUUGUGCGUUACAGUGGCUGACUUGGGUAUUAGAUUUAUAGAUUCUUUAAAUUUCCUACCCAUGAGACUUAGCAAAUUACCUGCAGCAUUAGGUGUACAGAGUGGAAGUAAAGGCUUCUUUCCACAUUAUUUUAACACGGCUGAAAAUCAGGGCUAUAUAGGGGCCAUGCCAUCCAUAAAAUUUUACGGGGCUGAUUAUAUGAUGCCUGAUGAGAAGGCUGAAUUCAUUACUUGGUAUGAGCAAAACCGCUACAAUAAAUUCAAUUUUCAAUUGGAACUUAAAAAAUACUGCAUUCAGGAUGUUAAAAUUCUGAAGGAGGCUUGUGCCUGCUAUAGAGAAAACAUUAUAAACAUAACAAAUAAAACCGUCACUAAAUAUAAUUCGAAUGAUGAGCCGGAGGUCAAUACCUACGCAAUCGACCCUUUUGAGUACACCACCUUAGCCUCUGUGUGUAUGGCAAUGUACAGGCUAAAGUUUUUACCCGAAAACUGUAUUGCAAUCUUACCCCCUGACAAUUACAAUACGAAACAUAAACGUUUCUCAACACCGGCUAUACAAUGGUUGAUGUACAUUGCGCACAAAGAGGGGCUUGCUAUACAACACGCCUUACAAGGUGGUGAAAAAAAGGUUGGUAAAUACUGGUUGGAUGGUUAUGCUUUUGAUAAUGGCAAACAUAUAGCCUUUGAAUUUCAAGGUUGCUUUUACCAUGGAUGUCGUGUUUGUUAUUGUGAAGAUGACUUUAAUAGGGUAACCGGCACUUAUUUCAUUCAACUGAACCACAAAACACAAAUCAAGACUAAUUUUUUAAAAACAAGGGGCUUUGAGGUCCGUGAACUCUGGGAACAUGAAUGGCAUGCUAUGCUGGAAUCUGACAAGGACCUACAGGCAUUCAUUCAAGAAAAAAAGUUCCCCCAACCCUUGUCCCCCCGUGAUGCCCUCUAUGGCGGCCGUACAAAUGCUAUAAAGCUCUACCAUAAAGUGGCCCCCGGUGAACGCAUUCACUAUUACGAUUUCACCAGUCUGUAUCCCUAUGUGAAUAAAACAAAAACAUAUCCAAUUGGUCAUCCAACAAUUAUCUUUGAAAAUUUCAAGUCUUUUAAUUCUUAUUUCGGCAUCGCUAAAGUAAAAAUAUAUCCCCCUAAAGACUUGUUUUUUCCUGUUCUGCCUGUAAAGAUGAACGGAAAACUAAUGUUUCCAUUGUGCUAUACUUGUGCCUCUACGCAUCAAGAUAUGGACUGCUGUCACACGGAUGCCGAACGCGCAUUAACGGGUACGUGGUGCACAGUUGAAAUUCAGAAGGCCUUAGAUAUGGGUUAUAAACUUGGUGAAAUCUUUGAAAUUUGGCAUUUUCAAUCAAGUACUAACAAUCUCUUUACCGACUACAUUAAAAUACAUCUCCGUGAUAAACAAGAAGCCUCAGGCUACCCCAGUUGGUGUACAGAUGACGAGAAAAAACUGAUGUAUGUUGAUGAUUAUUUGGCUAAGGAGGGGGUGUUAUUAAGACGAGAACAUAUAGCCCCCAAUCCAGCAAAAAGACAAAUAGCUAAACUGUUUCUAAAUUCUCUGUGGGGUAAAUUUGGUCAAAAAUCUAAUCUACCUACAACUAGCAUCGUCACUAAUCCAGAUGAUCUCUUUAAGUACGCAUUUCUAUCUCAGUACGAAGUGUCAUCAUUAGAUUUUUUAGAUGAUGACACAGCAAUGGUUAAUUGGAAGUAUGCAAAAGAAUGUCAAACUCUUUCACGUAACACAAACAUAUUUAUUGCUUGUUUUACCACAGCAUACGCCAGGCUUGAAUUUUACAAUCUUUUGGCCCGUCUAAAAGAACGCUGUCUAUAUCAUGACACUGACUCGGUUAUUUUUGUAAGCAAGGACGGUGACUGGAAUCCGCCUCUUGGUGACUACCUAGGGGAACUGACCAGUGAGUUACCUACUGACACUUACAUUACUGAAUUUGUAUCGGGUGGACCUAAAACCUACGGUUAUAAGUUAUCGACAGGUAAGACUUGUCUAAAGUUAAAGGCAUCACACUAAAUGCUAACAAUAUCCAGUUGAUAAACUUUGACAGCCUAAAGGAUCUGGUAUUAGACUACCCAGAAAAUUCAAACCCUCAACACCAGAAAAAGAUUGUGGUACGUCAGGACGGUAUAGUUAGAAACAAAAAGUGCUGGCAAAUAGAGACUCGGACGCUGCAGAAAACACAAAAAUGUGUUUAUGAUAAACGACGACUAACAGACGGUUAUCAAAGUAUAGCUUUUGGUUACAGUAACCAUGGACACUAGACUGCAACAUCCUUUUUCAUGUAUACUGGCCGGACCUUCUAAUUCAGGAAAAAGUUUUUUUGUGAAACAACUACUGUAUAGUUCAGCUACACUGUUAUCGCACAGGCCUGAUAAUAUUGUUUGGUUUUAUGCAUGCUGGCAAUCACUUUAUGAUGAGCUGUUACAGAAAAUACCAAAUGUUCGGUUUAUAGAAGGAUUACCAAAUAGCUUUAAUGAUGAUGAGCUAUUCUCCCUGAUAAAAUCAAUCUGACUAUUGUUGAUGGUCUCAUGGAGUCUGCUAGUGAAAACUCUGAGCUUGAAAAAGCAUUUACCAAGUAUGUACACCACCGAAAUCUCAGCAUCAUGUACCUUGUACAAAAUAUAUUUUGUCAAGGAAAAAAGAGCCGAACCAUAAAUUUAAACACCAAGUAUAUGGUGCUUUUUAAGAAUCCACGUGAUAAACUCCAAAUUACUACUCUGGCUAGACAGAUGUACCCUGGCAAAUCAAAUUUCUUUUUAGAGGCGUUUGAGGAUGCUACAUGUAGGCCAUAUGGCUAUUUACUGGUAGAUUUACGUUCUGCAACCCCUGAUAAUUAUAGGUUAAGAACCGGUUUAUUUCCUCCAGAACUGCCCGUUGUAUAUAUCCCUAAAAAGCAAAACUCUAAAAAGAGGUGAUUUCAUACUUGUUGGGUCAUUAGCUAUUUUUUCCACAGGCGGUUAACAUGUCUACACGUUUGAAGCGUAAUUGGCAUACUUUAAAAAUGUUAAUGAAUGCUAAGCCGAAUCAGAGAAGGGUCAUUCUGUGUACAGCGUCGGAUGACUUGAUCGCAGCCAUAUGUGAAAUAGCGCUCAACACUCUUAAAGGUAAAAUACCACUUACAAAUCACCAAGUGGGGGUGCUUAAAAAGUGGCGAAAAGUUAUAAAAACUUUGAGCAACAAAACAUUUUCAUUUGUUAAGAAGAAACGUCUAGUGAAACAGUCCGGUGGUUUCAUCCCCUCUCUAUUGGGUUUUGCUAUACCUCUGCUAACUGGUCUACUGACUAACCGUUAAUGGAUUACACUGAAAAAAUGUACUUAGUUCCUAAACAGGAUAUAGAUCGCUUACAACAGACUGCCGAUAAGGUUGUUUAUAAGCACCAAUCUGUCUCACAGCAACUUGAUGGUGAGAUUUCUGAUAUUGUACAGUGAAAAGACUUAUCAGAUAGUGAAAAAAUAUAUCGUUAUACAACUGUAUUGCAAAAGUACCUGGUUCAUGCGAAGCAGGAUGAUCGUGAGAAGAUGAGCUGAACACUUUUAAUGCCACCUGGAGAUCCCACCAUAACUGUGACACAACCGAAUUCAGAUGGUGAUACAGUCACUACAGCAGCUGAUACUAUGCUUGAUGAGGUUAUAAACAAUGUAAAUCCGCGCUUUAAAAAAAAUGCUAAGUUAUUACUUGCCAAAAUGUCACAAUCAAAACAUAUUGUAGAUUGGAAUGACAAAGGGGAACUUGUUUAUAAAAAUGACACAGUAUUAGGUUCUAAUAUACUGGACUUGGUCCGUGGUGUUACGCAGAGUCAUUAUGUUGCUGAGCUUAAAAUGCCCCACGGCUGGGAUACAAUGCUUCGCGUGAUGGCUGAGCUUAAUAUACCUUCAUCAGUCAUUGGUAAUACUUCAAAUCGUGAAUAUUUCAAUAAUAUAAAAAUACAUAUUGAUUCUGGACCUUCAUCAUCAAACCCUAAACUUAUAAAACACUUACCAAUGCAGAGUACUACUUUAGGCACCCCUGGAUCAUUAACCCCCCAUAGAUACAUGUUACCUAAAAAACGCUCUAGCUCUCUGCUUCAAUCUAUUGACUGGUUGAAAUACUAAAUGUAUAUAUCUAUGUGUAUUUAUAGCUGUAUAUAUGUGUAGAAUUGAAAAAAAAAAAAAAAAAUUACCAACAAACCGUUUAUAUAAAUGCGUAUUAGUGAAUACAGUAUUUUGUACAUUUCUGUAUAUUUUUACAAUGUAUAUUUCACAUUAUGUGUGUUGGUUUGUCUUUAAUAAAAAUAUGUUAUGUUUCAUUA